CUGUGCCGAGCCUUCAAUGACUGGCUCCGCCUUCCCCUGCUCCCUGAGUCCCUAUUUUCUUUCACCCACAGCCCAGACUCACUUCUGAAUCCGCCCCUGCCUAGCUCCUCCCACCUGUUCCAGCCUUUCUUAAGCAUCCGGACUCAGGGUUACGUCUGCGACCUAGAGACUUGACACGGUACUGGUGUCCGAGGCCGCAGAAGACACUGGAAUAUGCCUAAACCGGGUGUACCUGACUCUGACAAUAAAACCAAGCAGGGUGCAUGGAAGGAAACUGCCAGGCAGAACUAUGCGGAUCUGGCGUACAGUUUGAGUCCCUCAUCUGAAGCCUCUAGCCAGGGCAAAAGUGGAGCCGAUGUGAAAGUCCAGGAGUCUAAGGACAUUGUGGUGACCUCUGAAGAUGGCAUCACGAAGAUCAUGUUCAAUCGGCCCUCCAAAAGGAAUGCCAUAACUUUACAGAUGUAUCAGGAGAUUAUGCUUGCACUUAAAAAUGCCAGCAGGGAUAACUCAACAAUAACUGUUUUCACAGGAGCUGGUGACUAUUACUGCAGUGGGAAUGACCUAAGUGACUUGGUUAAUACCGCUGGUGAAAUCCAGGAGUUAGCUAUAAAACGUGCCAUGGCACUGAGGGAACUUGUAAGUGGUUUUAUAGACUUUCCCAAACCUCUGGUUGCAGUAGUAAAUGGCCCAGCUGUAGGAUUCGCCGUCACCCUUCUGGGACUCUUUGAUGCUGUCUACGCAUCCGACAAGGCAACCUUUCAUACUCCAUUUACCUCCCUUGGCCAGUGCCCAGAAGCAUGCUCCUCUUACACAUUUCCGAAGAUAAUGGGCUCAGCAAAGGCAGCUGAGAUGCUUCUCUUUGGGAAGAAGCUCACAGCAAGAGAGGCCUGUGUGCAAGGCCUCGUCACUGAAAAUUUUCCUGACAGCACUUUUGAGAAAGGAAUCUGGACCAGGCUGAAAGCAUAUGCGAAGCUCCCACCAAAUGGUAUGAAAAUUUCCAAAGAGCUAAUGAGAAAAAAUGAGAAACAAAAGCUGCAUGCUGUUAACGCUGAAGAAAGCACUAUCAUCCAGGAAAGGCUGACAUCAGAAGAAUGCUCGAAUGCACUCUUGAAUUUUGUGUCCAGGAAAGUAAAACUGUGAAGUCCACCACAGCAGCUAGACCCCUCAGAGGAAGAAUGUGCUGUGAGCUCUCGUUUUGGGAGCUUGAACAACAUGCAUGUCACGGUGGUUUUUUUCUUAAGUAACAUAGAAGUUGUGGUGAGAAUGCCUCGGUCAUGACAACUAAAAACUUCCAUAAAACAAGCCUUAGGAAUUUAUGUAGGCUAUCCAGGAAAAAAUCUAACCUAGGAGGUCAUAGACCUCUACAAUGGAAACUUUAAAUGUCUGGCCAAAGAGAGAGAGAAAAAGCACUAGAAAAUGGAAAGAGAAACUAUGGUCAUGAAUUGGUAGAAUGAAUAUUUUAAAAAUGACUAUUCCACCAAAAGCCAUUUAUAGAUUCAAUGUUAUCCCAGUCAAAAUUCCCAUUGAUUACUCAUAGAAAUAGAAAAAAAAUUGCUCUAAAAUUCAUAUGGAGCCAUGAAAGACCUCAGUAUAGCCAAAAAAUGAGCCAGAGCAGAAAGAGAAAUGCUAUUGAAUUACCAUUUCAGACCUCAAUAUAUAUCAUGAAGCCAAAGUAAUAAAAACAAUAUG
This is a messenger RNA of Arvicola amphibius (Eurasian water vole), 1689 nucleotides long. RefSeq names its product enoyl-CoA delta isomerase 2-like. The record is from RefSeq and is a predicted model, not a curated record. Lineage: Eukaryota; Metazoa; Chordata; Mammalia; Rodentia; Cricetidae. The transcript is spliced from 9 exons. Bases 214 to 1140 code for a protein of 308 amino acids.